Molecule: messenger RNA, 1547 nt
Organism: Colias croceus (clouded yellow)
Lineage: Eukaryota; Metazoa; Arthropoda; Insecta; Lepidoptera; Pieridae
Gene: pio
Exons: 10
Coding region: 284-1519 (411 amino acids)
Source: RefSeq, a predicted model, not a curated record
CCUCAACAGUUUGCUGAGAGAAUGCGUCUCGCGCGGUCGCCAUGCGAGAGUCGAUACACGAAAACGAAUUAAAAAAAAUAAACUAACAUCGAUUCCGAAUUCAAAUUUUCGAGGGAAAAUAGUCGACAUUCGAAAAAAGUUUAGUUUUCCAGCCAGUUCGGUUAGGAUGUGAUGGUUUAUACAGCAAUGUGGUUUUUAUAUCUGUGAUCGUACGGGUGUGUUUUCUGUGCACUGUGCUUGAAGGCCUUCGGUUGUUUUUUUUUUAUUUUAAAAAGGCCUAACAAUGUGGAGGCUGGUUUUAACAGCAGCGCUGUUAGCGACCGCGCGGUCAAAACAGUUACCAUCUAAUUCAGAAUUACCGAGCACAUCAAUAGCAUCCAUAACCGAAACGACCACCGAAUGGCCGGGUGCGAUCGCACCGCUCGACACGCUCGCAGUCGCGUGCGAGAAGGACAACAUGCAUGUUACUAUCUCGCUCGCUACUAACCAUGCGAAUAGUAUAUACGACUCGUUCAACGGGAUAGUGUACCCGGCUGGCCUGGGCUCAAAUUCCACGUGUUUACGAGAGUACGUGUCAGCGAGGGGGGAUCUACAGUACACCCUGCCGCUUAAGGGGUGUAACACUAUGAGUACUGAUAAUGAGGACGGCACUGUAGAAUACUACAACAACAUAAUAGUCCAACCACACUUGCGCCUAGUGACUGGCCAGGGGCGAGGUUACCAUGUUCGCUGCAAGUACCGGAGAAGGGACCUCACGUUGUAUCACCUGCAUAGACCGCACGCUGAUAGACUAACUGCCAAUGGGUUUGAUAAUGAUGAGUACGAUGAAGAGUCCGGUCUGUUGCCCUCCGUCACGAUGAAGAUUUUCAAAGGCGAUCCCCAAGACAAACAGGUGGCAUCAAACGUGCGUAUCGGUGACACGCUAACUCUAGUUGUGUCUUUGGAAAAACAGCGCAAAUAUGGUCUAUUGGUGUCCGAGUGUUCUGUGCGAGACGGGCUUGGCUGGGCUGAACAGAGUCUGAUUGCGAAUGAUGGCUGCCCUCUAGAAACGGAGAUAAUGGGCCUGUUCCAAUACAGCCGCGGUUCACAAGAAGCCCGCGUGGCGUUCCCCGCGCACCGCUUCCCUUACACCGCUAGUGUGUACUACACUUGCGAAGUGAAGCUCUGUGAUCUGAACCAUCCUACUGAUUGUGAGCCAUGUUCUCACAAGCGAACACGUCGUGACACAAGUGAAGGUGCGCCCGCUACUGUGGAAGUGUUCUCCGGUCUCUAUGUGAACGAGGCUGAUUCGCCUGAUAUUGAUGAUGUUGUUAGUGAGAAGAAAGAAGAUGAGAUCUGCAUAUCGCAACGCAACUUCGCAAUCGGUAUAUGCGUGGCCGGUGUCAUUCUAAUGAUAUGCGUUAUCGCCGCCAUUGCCUUCAUUCUAGCUAGACGACGUAACCCCAAAACUUAUUCGAGAACAGGCAGCUCACUAUACAGUGGGCCCUACACAAACACUGGCUAUUCACACACAAGCUAAAUAAAAAAUGUGAAUUAAAAUAACAAUG